GGCAACGACAGUGCCUAGUCCGAAUUCCCUUCUUGCUAGGGCUUUUUUUUUUCCCCUUCUUCGCGUCUCUUCCUUUCUCUCAUUCGAUUCUCCGCCUACUCUCUAAUCCCUUUUUUCCAGUCGUUUACCGGUUUCCGGCGGGUAAUCUCCACUAGAUCCGUUCUGUUCUAUCGUAGCCGACGGCUGGUAUCUAAGGUUUAUGUUGGUUCGCCCGCCCUAAGCAUAAGCAUAACUCAACUGGUUUGGUCAAUACCUUGACAAAGAGAUCAUUACUUGUUUCAGUCUAUGAAGCAUAUAGUGAAAAUUUUGACAUUGUUGGUGGCCGUAUCAGCUCUAUGGAUUGGUCUCUUGCAGGCAUCUAUAAUACCACAUGGUCAUGCUUGGCUGUUACCCAUCUAUUUUAUCGUCUCCCUGGGAUGCUAUGGCCUAUUGAUGGUUGGAAUCGGUCUAAUGACAUUCCCAACAUGUCCUAGAGAAGGCCUGUUGUUACAGCAGGACAUUGAUGAGGCCAAAGAGUACCUUAAACACAAAGGGGUUGACAUAAAUUCUAAUUGACAGACUUCACCAUCAAUUGUUCGAUUAUGGGGAAGAACACACACUCAUCUCUAAGAGCCUUUUUGAUUUGAUUCUUUAUGGAAGGCAGUGAAUGUGGAUUCAUGUAUAGAACAGUUAAACGUUCAUGAUGAUUUUGUCAGUUGGUAACACAAUCUUGAUUUAUAAACA
Molecule: messenger RNA, 723 nt
Organism: Cucurbita moschata (crookneck pumpkin)
Lineage: Eukaryota; Viridiplantae; Streptophyta; Magnoliopsida; Cucurbitales; Cucurbitaceae
Product: dolichol-phosphate mannose synthase subunit 3-like
Exons: 5
Coding region: 286-555 (89 amino acids)
Biological process (GO): GPI anchor biosynthetic process
Cellular component (GO): endoplasmic reticulum membrane; dolichol-phosphate-mannose synthase complex
Source: RefSeq, a predicted model, not a curated record